Messenger RNA from Loxodonta africana (African savanna elephant), 7583 nucleotides. It is a transcript of the gene JARID2, whose product is annotated as jumonji and AT-rich interaction domain containing 2. The transcript is spliced from 16 exons. Gene Ontology annotation, molecular function: DNA binding. The record is from RefSeq and is a predicted model, not a curated record. The coding region runs from base 3271 to 6474 and encodes 1067 amino acids. Gene Ontology annotation, cellular component: nucleus; chromatin. Gene Ontology annotation, biological process: regulation of gene expression; chromatin remodeling. Lineage: Eukaryota; Metazoa; Chordata; Mammalia; Proboscidea; Elephantidae.
UGUGCUUUAAGUGAAAGUUUACAAAUCAAGUCAGUCUCACAUAAAAAUUUUAUUUAUAUGACCUUACUAUAUACUCCUAGUUGCACCCCCCGCCCUCCUCCAUGGGUCAACACACUCGAUCUCUCCACCGUGUAGUCCCAUGUCCAUUCAGCCAGCUUCUGUCCCCCUCUGCCUUCUCAUCUUCCUUCCAGACAGGAGCUGCCCACAUAGUCUCAUGGGCCUACUUGAGCCAAGAAGCUCAUUCCUCACCAGUAUCAUUUUCUGUCUUAUACUCCAGUCCAAUCCCUGUCUGAACAGUUGUAGAGCCUGAUUUUUGUUUACAGGAAAUUCCCAUCCUAGAGAGAAAAAAGAGAGAAGCAAAUACUUUGCGAUAUAGUGUGAAAAGAGCCACAGAAGAGGAGCAUGUUAAGCCUAUAGGGACACAGAGCCGAAUGAUGAAGGAAGUGUCUAGGGAAGUGGGGACAUCUUUAGUAUGGUGACAUGUGCACUUAGUUUUUUCUUUUAUGGGGCAGGAAAAUAAGAGUAAAGGAGGAGGAGGGAGUCUUUUAUUCUAGCCAUGCUCUAAGCCCCGUGGUGGAAUCUUCUUGGUGACUUAAGUGCUCUUUGACUUACUGACAGAACACGAGGGCCUGCCAACUGCAGGCUGACAGCUAGAUUAACGUGAAGGGACAGGCCCAGUGCCUGGGGUUCCGUCCACCCAGUGGCUGGAUGGGAUGUUGCUCAUAACAAGAUGAGCAUCUGGUGUGCUGGGCUAUGUGCCAGGAGAUGAGACAGCUGCUUGAGACUUGCAGAGCAAGAAGGGCCAGGGGUCGAUGAGGUUGAGCCUUCCGGUAAUCCUUGGGUGGAGGUUGAGGCUUGACACAUGAAGUAGAUCUUUGUUCUGCUGUGAUAGCUUGCUUCAGCAAAGCUUGUGUGCAUCAGAGGUAUGCUCUUUUUCUGGGAGAGUGCAGGAUUUAUUAACUUUUCUUUACCAAUCUAGUGAGCUUUGAGGUAAGAAGGUUACUUGAUGCUUUAAAAGGGCACACAUGGUUCUUGAGUAAAAAGAGCAGGCCCCAGUCCAGUUUUCUGUCUUGGAGGGAACCUCAUUCUGGGAGUUGAUUUAAGAAAUCUCUCUUGUAGUAAGAACAUGGCACACCCUGGGCCCCCUCACCCACCUUUUCCUGGGUAUGGGAAGCGCCAUAUUGGCAGGGCCUACAGAGGUACUAAGGAGCCCUGGUGGUGCAGUGGUGAAGCACUUGGCUCCCAACUGGAAGGUUGGCACUUUGAGUCCAACACCCUCUCUGCAAGAGAGAGAUGUGGCAGUCUGCUUCUGUAAAGAUUACAGACUUGAAAACCCUAUGGGAUAGUUCUACGCUGACCUAUAGGGUUGCCAUGAGUAGGAAUUGACUCUAUGGCACAGGGUGGACAGAGGCAUUUGGGGGUGGAGUGGGGGCAGUGCAGGCUUUGGGUUGGAUGGAACCACCUAGGCCAACUUGAAAUAUCCAACAACCCGCUGUGUUUUAGAAUUAAAUGAAAUAACAUCUCUCAACACUGGGUUGGAGUGUGUGGUAUGCUUUAGACUUGGUCCCCAAACCAGUCUAAGCCAGCAUGUGCUUAGAGGGCUCAGGCACUGCCUCUGUCUUUUUAUUGAAUGAAUGCUGAACAACUGCAUUAGCAUUUUUCAGUUUUAGGAGAGAACAGGGAACUCCAAGAGGGUUUCAGGACUUCACCUCAAACAACAAAUCCCAUUAUUUCAUCUUUUUUUUUUUUAAUUUUUUAAUUUUUUUAAACAUCAGUGGAAGAAAAUACUUAAGGAGGUUCUUGACUAAUCAAAAGGGAGUUAGAGGGGGAAAGACUUGUAGUUUUUGAAAGCUGCCACUGUCAUUUUAUGGGUUUGAUGAGAAGACUUAUAAGUUUACAUCGGCAUUAUCCUGUCCUGAGUUUUAAAGUUACCAUUGGGGCAGGGGUGGUGGGGAGAGCAAGAAGAGAGACAGAGAUGGAGAAUUAAGGCACCCCAUAUCUGACUUGAGUAAUUUGGGAGCAGUACCUUUGUUUGUAGGAGCCCUGGUGGCACAGUGGUUAAGCACUCGGCGGCUAACUGAAAGGUCCGCGGUUUGAAUCCACCACCUGCUCUGUGGCAGAAAGAUGUGGCAGUCUACUUGCGUAAAGAUCACAGCCAUGGAAACUAUGGGACAGUUGUACUCUGUCCUAUAGGGCUGCUAUGAGGUGGAAUCAAUGGCAACGGUUGUUCUUUCGUGUGUGUGUGUGUGUACACUUUGAUGUAUGUGGAAUAACACUGCAUAGAAAUCUUUUUCCUGCUAGAUACGGAUUUGUGUCUUCAGACAUCUUUGGUCCUCAAUUCUGCAGAAACACGUACCAACUUCUGCAGAGGUUAUUGUACGAGGGUCAAAGAAGAAGGAAGGAAAUGGGGAGCACGGGGCCUGCCUCAGAGCCUAAGUGUCCUGUGCAGUCUUCAAGCUUGGCAGAGACGCAUCUGAUUUAAUUGGUGAUUAGUUGUUGCUGAUGACACAUUUUUAGACACUUGUGGGAAUGAGUAUCCACCCCCAUAAUUUGCUGAUGUUUCCUGGUAAGCAUGCAGCCUUCUGCCACAUCUAAUUGUUUAAAGAAAAUGGCUAGAACCUCAUUUGAGGCCGUUUUAUUACUGCUGUGGCCAUUUCCUUUCUCUGUUACCUCGGAGUUCAGAUUGCAGGGAUAUUGCCUCCACCUCCCGUGCAAAUUGUGGUCUAGCAUUCUUUGUGGUUGCCACGGAAACAACUGGGUACCAGCUUCUUUUCUUCCCACUGUAUCACAGCUAUUCCUAGUCUUUUGAAUAUGAAUGUCUCUGUCACGUGUUUUUACCCUCCUUACCUUUCACACCCCCAAAAGACAAAUCUGAACGUCUCACUGGUAGUUUCAGUAGUCUCGGAACCCCCGGAAACGUUUCAUCAGGUCCGCGAUCUUCUUGGGUGAAGUUUAGAGUGAAGACACUGGUUCCAGUCGUCCCCAGUGAAAGGCAGUAGACGCCGUGUUUGUGAAGACCUGGAAUCACCUCGCUUGUGAAGGAGACGGCAGCCAUUAGUGUCCCUUGGGGUUCACACGCCCAGGCUGCAAGCACAAAGGAAGUUUGCUCAAUCUCAGCCGAAUAGUCCCAGCACAACUCCAGUAAAGAUAGUGGAGCCAUUGCUACCCCCUCCAGCUACUCAAAUCUCUGACCUCUCUAAAAGGAAGCCUAAGACAGAAGAUUUUCUUACCUUUCUCUGCCUUCGAGGUUCUCCUGCGCUGCCCAACAGCAUGGUAUAUUUUGGAAGCUCUCAGGAGGAAGAGGACGUUGAGGACGAAGAUGACGAGACGGAAGACAUCAAAGCAGCCGCCAACAAUGCUUCAUCUUCAUGCCAGUCAACCCCCAGGAAGGGAAAAACCCACAAGCAUGUUCACAACGGGCAUGUUUUCAAUGGUUCCACCAGGUCGACACGGGAGAAAGAACCUGUUCAGAAACACAAAAGCAAAGAGGCCACUCCUGGGAAGGAGAAGCACAGUGAUCACCGGGCUGACAGCCGCAGGGAGCCAACCUCCACAACCCACCCCCCAGCAGCCCCCUCCAUGGGCUCCUCCGCCAAGGGGCUCGCUGCUACCCACCACCACUCCCCUCAGCAUCGGUCGGCUCAGGACUUACGGAAACAGGUCUCUAAGGUGAAUGGAGUCACUCGAAUGUCGUCCCUGGGUGCAAGUGCGAGCAGUGCCAAAAAGAUGCGAGAAGUCAGACCUUCACCGUCCAAAACUGUGAAGUACACUGCAACGGUGACUAAGGGGACCGUCACAUACACCAAAGCCAAGAGAGAACUGGUCAAGGAAGCCAAACUCAAUCACCACAAGCCCAGUUCAGCUGUCAACCACACAAUCUCAGGGAAAACUGAAAGUAGCAAUGCAAAAACCCGCAAACAGGUGCUAUCCCUCGGAGGGGUGUCCAAGGCCACGGGACCUGCCGUCAACGGCGUCAAGGUCAGUGGCAGGUUGAACCCAAAGUCAUGCACUAAGGAGGUGGGGGGGCGGCAGCUGAGGGAGGGGCUGCGGAAUUCCAAGAGGAGACUGGAAGAGGCACACCAGGCGGAGAAACCGCAGUCACCCCCUAAGAAAAUGAAAGGGGUGGCUGGGGCUGCCGAGGCCCCAGGCCGGAAGGCAGCUUCUGCGGCCCCCACGGAGAAGCCUCUGCUGAACGGACACGUGAAGAAGGAAGUGCCGGAGAGAAGUUUGGAACGGAACCGGCCCAAGCGGGCCACGGCCGGGAAGAGCACGCCAGGCAAACAAGCACACGGCAAGACGGACAACGCCUCCUGUGAAAAUCGUUCUACCUCGCAGACCGAGUCCUUGCACAAGCCCCACGACGCGGCGUCGGGCAAGCACGAAAAGGGCUGCAGUAAGUCCGGGUGGGCGGCGAUGGACGAGAUCCCUGUGCUCAGGCCCUCCGCCAAGGAGUUCCACGACCCGCUCAUCUACAUCGAGUCGGUGCGCGCUCAGGUGGAGAAGUUCGGGAUGUGCAGGGUGAUCCCGCCCCCGGACUGGCGGCCCGAGUGCAAGCUCAACGACGAGAUGCGGUUCGUGACGCAGAUCCAGCACAUCCACAAGCUGGGCCGACGCUGGGGCCCCAACGUGCAGCGGCUGGCCUGCAUCAAGAAGCACCUCAAAUCUCAGGGCAUCACCAUGGACGAGCUCCCGCUCAUAGGAGGCUGUGAGCUCGACCUGGCCUGCUUUUUCCGGCUGAUUAACGAGAUGGGCGGCAUGCAGCAGGUGACUGACCUCAAAAAAUGGAACAAACUCGCAGACAUGCUGCGUAUCCCCAAGACCGCCCAGGACCGGCUGGCCAAACUCCAGGAGGCCUACUGCCAGUACCUGCUUUCCUAUGACUCGCUGUCGCCUGAGGAGCACCGGCGGCUGGAGAAGGAGGUACUGAUGGAGAAGGAGAGCCUGGAGCGGCGGAAGGGGCCCCUGGAGGGCCACACGGAGCAUGACCACAGCAAGUUCCACUCCCUGCCCCGCUUCGAGCCCAAGAACGGGCUCAUCAACGGCGUGGCCCACAGGAACGGCUUCCGCAGCAAGCUUAAGGAGGUGGGUCAGGCCCAGCUCAAAACGGGCCGACGGCGGCUCUUUGCUCAGGAAAAGGAAGUGGUCAAAGAGGAGGAGGAGGAUAAAGGUGUCCUCAGUGACUUCCACAAGUGUAUAUAUAAGGGAAGGUCUGUGUCUUUAACAACUUUUUAUCGAACAGCAAGAAAUAUCAUGAACAUGUGUUUUAGCAAGGAGCCUGCACCAGCUGAAAUCGAGCAAGAGUAUUGGAGGCUAGUGGAAGAGAAAGACUGCCAUGUGGCUGUCCACUGCGGGAAGGUGGACACUAACACGCAUGGAAGCGGAUUCCCCGUGGGAAAGUCAGAGCCGUUUUCAAGGCAUGGAUGGAACCUCACAGUCCUCCCCAAUAACACAGGAUCCAUCCUGCGUCACCUCGGUGCUGUGCCUGGAGUGACUAUUCCCUGGCUAAAUAUUGGCAUGGUCUUUUCUACCUCAUGCUGGUCUCGAGACCAAAAUCACCUUCCAUAUAUUGACUACUUACACACUGGUGCUGAUUGCAUUUGGUAUUGCAUUCCUGCUUCGGAGGAGAACAAGCUGGAGGACGUGGUGCACACGCUGCUGCAGGCCAACGGCACGCCCGGGCUGGAGAUGCUGGAGAGCAACGUCAUGAUCUCACCGGAGGUGCUGUGUCGUGAAGGCAUCAAGGUGCACCGGACCGUGCAGCAGAGUGGCCAGUUCGUGGUCUGCUUCCCGGGGUCCUUUGUGUCCAAAGUGUGCUGUGGCUACAGCGUCUCUGAGACCGUGCACUUCGCUACCACCCAGUGGACAAGCAUGGGCUUUGAAACUGCCAAGGAAAUGAAGCGCCGCCAUAUAGCGAAGCCAUUCUCCAUGGAGAAGCUUCUCUACCAGAUCGCCCAGGCAGAAGCAAAGAAGGAGAACGGUCCCACUCUCAGCACCAUCUCGGCCCUUCUUGAUGAGCUCAGGGAUACGGAGCUGCGGCAGCGGAGGCAGCUGUUCGAGGCCGGCCUCCACUCCUCCGCCCGCUAUGGCAGCCACGACAGCAGCAGCACGGUGGCGGAUGGGAAGAAAAAGCCUCGAAAAUGGCUGCAGUUGGAGACGUCGGAGAGGCGGUGUCAGAUCUGCCAACACUUAUGCUACCUUUCCAUGGUCGUACAGGAGAAUGAGAACGUCGUGUUCUGCCUGGAGUGUGCACUGCGCCAUGUGGAGAAGCAGAAGUCCUGCCGAGGGCUGAAACUGAUGUACCGCUACGAUGAGGAGCAGAUUGUCAGCCUGGUCAAUCAGAUCUGUGGCAAAGUGUCUGGUAAGAAUGGCAGCAUAGAGAACUGUCUCAGUAAACCCACACCAAAAAGAGGGCCCCGCAAGCGAGCCACCGUGGACGUGCCACCAUCCCGGCUGUCCUCCUCCAGCUCGUCGUGAAGAUGCCAACAGUCUGUCCGUUUAUAUAUAUUUUUUUGUAAUUAUUAUAUUCUAGUUUGGAGUACUUGCUGUAGGAUACAAGCUGUCUUUGCACUAGCUCUAAAGAAGAUUUUCUUCUGGUUUUAGAGAACUAAUUUUGUUUUAGCAUUAAACUGUUGAACUUUUUUUGUACUUAGAAUACCUAGAUACUGCAGUCGGAUUUUGGAAACUGCCGUAUACUCACUGUUUUAAAACCCGUGAGGGGCUAUAUUAAUUUGUAUCACCCCGAUGGCUGACGAAAGCCUUUUUUGUUUUUUGUUUUUUUUUUGUAACUGUUGGGGAAAAAAGGCUUUUUUAACCCAUUUUUGAAGAGGGUGAAGUUUGAAGAACAAAUUAUAAAACCAUCAGUCAUGUGAGCAGAUUUUUCUAGAGAGGAAAAGGGAUAGGAGACAUACACACACACAAAACUUGAAAAGAAAUGGCUUUACUUUGGCUGUCUUUUCUUCUGUCAUGUGCAAGAUGAGUUUGUAGUUUUUAAAACCGGAGAACCCCCAUUUUGUGUCUCUGGGCGGUUAUGGCAGCUGAAGGCGGACGUUUGCUAACCAUGGGCAAAAUGAGGAGACUUGAGUGACUAGGUUCUCUUUACCAGCACAUCACUAUGCAUCUGUUUAAGGAAAAAAGAAGAGAGAGAAGAAAAAGACUGCCUGCCUUGGAGGGGUCACGUGAGGGAAAACUGUGCCUGAUUUCAUUAGGAAAUCCAUUCUGUUAUUUUUUGGUGCUGUUGGCUACUUUAUCAAAAAACCCUUCAAUAGCAUCCUUAAGGGGGAAAGAAAAAAAGGAAAAAGUGAUAGAAGCCGUUGGCGCUUCUUUGUCGUAGAUGUGCAAUCUUUAUUCUGACAUUCCAUCUUCAUCUCACAGCUGUUGUCUCUCACCGUCAGUCAGCAUUAAUCUUUCUUUUUGGGUUUGUUUUGUUUAUGGUCACAUUUGGAGCCACUAGGAGGUCUGCCGUUCUUUUUGAAUGUGAAAAUGCAUUUGCGCUCAUCUUGUCUAUUUUUUCUCUUCCUGUUGUAACAAAAAGAAGAAAAAAAAAGGAAAAAAAAAAAAAGAAAUCCCAUCCCUUUUGUACAUAA